This is a messenger RNA of Argentina anserina (silverweed cinquefoil), 1155 nucleotides long. RefSeq names its product vestitone reductase-like. Gene Ontology annotation, molecular function: oxidoreductase activity, acting on the CH-OH group of donors, NAD or NADP as acceptor. Lineage: Eukaryota; Viridiplantae; Streptophyta; Magnoliopsida; Rosales; Rosaceae. The record is from RefSeq and is a predicted model, not a curated record. The coding region runs from base 17 to 997 and encodes 326 amino acids. The transcript is spliced from 4 exons.
AGGAGAGCUUAGAGAAAUGGAAGAAGAAAAGGGUCCAGUUUGUGUAACAGGCGGAGCUGGUUUCAUCGGCUCAUGGCUGGUUAUGAAGCUUCUGCAACAUGGUUACACUGUUCGAGCAACAGUUAGACCUGAUCCAGAACGGAAAAGAGACAUCAGCUACCUCACAAGCCUACCAGGAGCAUCAGAGAAGCUUCACAUCUUCUAUGCAGAUCUCGACCAACCUGGAAGUUUUAACGCAGCAAUUGAAGGAUGCACUGGGGUCUUCCAUGUAGCUCAUCCUAAUCCUCUGAAAGAACAAGAUGAAAAAAUAGUUACGAAGAAAUCAGUAGAAGGCACCCUAGGCAUAUUGAGAGCCUGCCUGAAUUCCAAGACUGUGAAGAGGGUUGUAUACACUUCUAGUGCAUCGACUAUUUCUCAUAGUGGAACCAACAAGGAGAUUGUGGAUGAGAGUACAUGGUCUGAUGUCGAUUAUCAUAGGUCUCUGAAAGUAAUUGAGACUCCAUAUGUGGCUGCCAAGACCAAGACAGAGCAAGCAGCUCUAGAAUUUGCUGAAAAUAAUGGACUGGAAAUUGUCACUUUGAUCCCUCCAUUAGUGAUCGGCGGAUUUCUCUGCAAAACACUCCCUAGCUCAGUACAUCUGUUCCUAUGCAUGAUUCAAGGAAAUGAGCAUCUCUAUGGAUAUCUGAAAAACAAGAGUAUUGUACACGUAGAUGAUCUGGUCAAUGCACAUAUCCUUCUUUUCGAAAAGCAUGAUGCAAAGGGGAGGUACAUUUGUUCAUUUGCUCAGGUAUCCUUAGAAGAAAUGUCUCGCUUUCUCUCUGCAAAAUACCCUGAAUAUAAUAUACCGACAGCUGAUUAUUUGAAGGGCAUUGAAGGUCAUAAAACGUGUGGGUACUCAUCGGAGAAGCUCCUGAAAUCUGGAUUCAAGUUUAAGCAUGGGCUCGAAGAUAUGUUUGAUGGAGCAGUUCGAUCAUGCAGAGAAAAGGGUUUUCUGUAGAGAAUGUUUAGUUUCUCAAGCUCGUUUGGUUAUAAGCUCCCAUAUAGUCAUAUAGAGACAUCAUCCAUGCUUACAAGUUACAAGUUAAUAAGACUAUAAGAACAUCUAUAAUCACGUUUCACAUGUUUACUUUAAAAUUUAAUUAACGAGUUGGCGGA